Molecule: messenger RNA, 1543 nt
Organism: Aspergillus heteromorphus CBS 117.55
Lineage: Eukaryota; Fungi; Ascomycota; Eurotiomycetes; Eurotiales; Aspergillaceae
Product: adenosine kinase
Exons: 7
Coding region: 110-1171 (353 amino acids)
Biological process (GO): purine ribonucleoside salvage
Cellular component (GO): nucleus; cytosol
Molecular function (GO): adenosine kinase activity
Source: RefSeq, a predicted model, not a curated record
AUAUCUACUUCCUCCCUCCUCCUCCUCCUCCUCCUCCUCCUUUUCUCUCCUCUCUUCUCUCUCAUCCCUCUUCUCUUCUUCUCCUAUUCUUCCUUCCAAUUCCAUCACAAUGGCCGCUCCUCAAGGUUACCCCCUCCUCUGCUUGGAGAACCCCCUCCUCGACAUCCAGGCUGUUGGUGAUGCCGCCCUUCUCCAGAAGUAUGGCCUGAAGAACAACGAUGCCAUCCUCGCCGAGGACCAGCACAUGGGCCUCUACGAUGAGCUGUUCCAGAAGCAUGAUGCCAAGCUGAUUGCCGGUGGUGCUGCCCAGAACACCGCCCGUGGUGCCCAGUACAUCCUACCCGACAACUCCGUCCUCUACAUCGGCUGUGUCGGCCGUGACAAGUACGCCGAUAUCCUGCGGGAGGCUUGUGCCAAGGCCGGUGUCCACACUGAGUACCGUGUCGAUGAUGCCCAGCCCACCGGCAAGUGUGGUGUGAUCAUCACUGGCCACGACCGUAGCAUGUGCACUCACCUUGCUGCCGCCAACGAGUACAAGCUUGACCACUUGAAGCAGCCUCACAUCUGGUCCCUCGUCGAGAAGGCCCAGUUCUACUACGUCGGUGGCUUCCACCUUACCGUCUGCGUUCCUGCUAUCCAGGCUCUCGGCGAGGAAGCUGCUGCCAAGAACAAGGUCUUCAUGCUCAACCUCUCCGCCCCUUUCAUCGCCCAGUUCUUCAAGGACCAGCUGGACAGUGUGCUGCCUUACACCGACUACACCUUCUGUAACGAAACCGAGGCUCGUGCUUUUGCUGAGAGCCACAGCUGGGGUACCGAGGAUGUUGUCGAGAUCGCCAAGAAGCUGGCUCAGCUGCCCAAGAAGAACACCAAGCGUGCCAGAGUCGCCAUCGUCACCCAGGGCACCCUCCCCACCGUCGCUGCCACCGUGAAGCCCAACGGUGAAGUUGAGGUUAAGGAAAUCAGCGUGCGCGAAAUCCCCAAGAGCAGCAUCAACGACACCAACGGUGCUGGUGAUGCUUUCUGCGGUGGGUUCUGCGCUGGUAUUGUCCAGGGCAAGUCUCUGGAUGAGAGCAUCGACAUCGGCCAGUGGCUCGCCUCCCUCAGCAUCCAGGAGCUGGGCGCCUCUUUUCCCUUCCCCAAGCAGGCCUACACUCCCAUUAACCGGUCAUAAGCAUCUUCCUUAAUAUCUUUCUCUAAACCAAAACAUUCGGUUUGGCAUUACGAGGCCAUGGCAUUUAUAACCAAAAAUUUCUCUUCAAGGAUUUCAACCUUCUAUACCCAAUUUGUCCUUGACUUAACGUCUUAGACCAUUUUGUUUCCACCAACGGUUUCUUUUUUCGCGGAAUGCGCAUCCCAUGAAUUGGGGUGAAGGGUUGGAGAUGGAUCGGAGUCGCAGAUGACGUUCUCAACAACGAUUUAAUGAUGACGCUUUUCCUCCUUUCCCCGGGUCGGUUGUGUGUAUAUACAAACAAAUAAAUGUCUCAUUUUCUUUGGCUCAUUUUCCAUCAUCUAUUAAUCUUAGGAUAUCGAUCGAGAUGAUAAG